Molecule: messenger RNA, 2799 nt
Organism: Leptopilina heterotoma
Lineage: Eukaryota; Metazoa; Arthropoda; Insecta; Hymenoptera; Figitidae
Exons: 9
Coding region: 125-2116 (663 amino acids)
Source: RefSeq, a predicted model, not a curated record
CUCUCACCUUUCUCACUAGCGCGUGCACAUAAGUUGUUCGGAUUCUCGCGAGAAGAGGAGGUGCAUGUAGUCCAAAGAAGCUACACUUCCAUCACAAUAAUCGCCUUCAAGUCACAAGGCCACAAUGAAACUUAUUGUGGGGAUUCUAAUUGUGAUUUCUAGUUUAGCGGCUGCUUCGAAAAAUAAUCAUGCCUCGUCCAUUAGCUCAAGUGCAGUUCAAUCUAGAAAAAUACGAGAUACUGCUGAUUCAGCGGCUGAUAUAAUGGCCAGAAAUAUUUUAGAGUGGAUUCAAAAUAUUUACCAGACUCAAAGUGUCCGAAAAGCGCGUCAGCAGUCGGACAAUACCUAUUUACCACCUUACAGUACGCAAAGGCCGCCGGAAAAGCCGCGACCUUUUCAACCUGCGACAUCGCAACAACCACCUUAUUCUGCUGGUGGCCAAUACACGCCAUCGAACAAUGGAUACUCUUCCUCCCCAGUUUCCACUUCAAGGCCUUCCUACACGCCAAACACGCAAACUAAUGGCUAUCCGUACACUCCCCGUCCAUCGCCACCAUUCUCCGACUCGAACGGAUAUCCGGCUUCAUCCACGACUUAUCUUCCACCUCCAAAUGGAGGAUAUCCCUCGGGAGAGCCAAGGCCAAUGCCCGGUUUCCCAUCGCCACGACCCCAACCAGGACCUGGUCCAGCGCCAGGACCGGGACCGCAACCGGGACCAGGGCCACGACCAGGACCUGGUCCAGCGCCCGGACCGGGACCACAACCAGGGCCUCGACCCCAACCGGGACCAGGACCACAACCAGGACCUGGGCCUCAACCUGGUCCAGGACCCCAACCAGGACCUGGACCACAACCGGGACCUAGACCUCAGCCAGGACCAAAACCUCAACCUGGACCUGGUCCACAACCGGGACCAAGACCACAACCAGGACCUGGUACUUCUCCUGGAGGAGGUGAUAUUGGAACGGGCGUUCCACCAGAUGAUGAUAUAAAUCAUCCACCACAUAUCCAUGCUCUUGAUGUCGUGUGCAGCAAAAGUAUGAUGACUAUAAACAUUGAGUUUAAUCGAGCCUAUGAUGGAAUAAUAUACUCAAAGGGUUUCUACAUGAUGCCCAACUGCCGAUACGUGGAAGCCAAUUCAAAAAAUACAAAGUAUUCAUUCACAGUGAGUCUCGACUCCUGCGGAACGCAAUUCAUUAACGACUUUGAAGGAGAGGCGGGUCAGGCUUAUUUGGAAAAUGUCCUAGUAUUGCAGAAUGAGGCCGGAAUUCAAGAAGUUUGGGACACAGUCCGAAGAGUCCGUUGUCUAUGGGAAGGAAACAUUAAUAAAGCUCUCACUGUCAGUCUCUCAGUUGAUAUGCUGAAUCAAGAAAUUGUGACGUUCAGUGGUGACACUGCUUCAGCCAAAUUGGAUAUCCAAAUUGGAAAAGGUCCAUUUGCUCCGGCUGCAAACGGUCUCGUGAAGAUUGGCGAAACCAUGACUCUUGUUAUUUCUGUCGAGGGCGAUCCCGACUUUGACCUUCAGGUACGAGAUUGUGUGGCUAGAGACGAAUCAUCUACGAACGUUGUUCAACUGACCGAUGAAAGAGGUUGCAUCUUAAAACCGAAAAUCUUUGGAGCGUUCCAAAAAACGAAGGACACAGGAAAUACAGGAGCUUCAAUUAUUGCCUACGCCUUUUUCCAAGCUUUUAAAUUUCCAGAUGUAAUGGACCUGUUCAUUGAAUGUAAUGUUGAGCUUUGCAAAACUAACUGUGACGCUUGUCCCGAACCAAAUCAGCAAAUUGAUCCCGGAAGACGUCGUCGUUCCAUUGAAUAUAUUUCCCCAGUAAAUUCAACCAUCAGUCUGGCACCAAGUGGCGUGAGAGUUGGUCGUGGAUUCAGAGUUGUCAUGCCAGACGACUUAAGCCCAAUGGCAAAUCAUGCCUUGGACAACGUCAACGAAGAAAUCGUACAGGAAAUUGCCUCGCCUAAUAAUGUCUGUUUAAGUAAUAGUGGAUUUUACGUCGCAUUUUCCAUGAUGUUCACCGCCGUUGUCUCCAGUACAAUAAGCGCUGCCGUUUUGUACUCAAAAUUACAAAAAGUUUACAAAUCAAAAGUAUACACAAUGGGAUCUUAAGACUUGAGAAACUGAGAGCAAAAGAUUUUUAAAAGCGAAUUCUUUUAUUUUUCAUAAACCAACGUUUAUUUAGCGAAGAAAUAUUAUUUUUAAAUCCACACAUUUCAAUCCUGUGUUCUAAAGGAAAAUAAUAUAGUUUGCAAUAUAUAACAUAUUUAUAAAGAAAAAAAUUUUUUUUUCCGAAUGAGGAUUUUAAAUGGUGGAGUUAAAUUAGCUUUGUUCUAUACAUCAAUAAAAGUGUUGUUGCCUAAUUGAAAAAGUCGCAACUAAGACUUUGCAAGCUUGACGAUUUAAAUGCUUGAUUAUAUAAUUAUAUAGAGGACUCACUGCCAUAAGUUUUUUAUGAGCUGAGCUGUUCAUAAACCGAUGUGUUUUAAUAACAAAUUUGAUAUUAAUUGUUUCAAUAAUAAUUAUAAAGUCUUCACAGAAACUGUAAAAAAUUGCAAUUUAGCGAUUAAAGUUAUUUAUAAACAUUUUAGUGCUUUUUUCUAAGUAUUUUAACAAUUUUUACAACAGUAUUUUUUUGCCUGUAAGUAUCUGUGACAUAUCUAAGUCGCAACUUUUAGCAAAAUAUUAUUAUAAUUUAGAGAAAUAAAAUUUCUGUACAAUUUGUAUAUCUGCUUUUAUUUUCAAUUUGUAACCAUUUUUUUUUACACGUAAUUUCUUAUCAGCAGGGUUGCCAC